AUGCCGCUCUUGAAGCCGCGCGAGCGGCUCCUCAAGUCUGCCAUCGCUGCCGAGGCACGACUGCGGUACAAAGGCCGUCGCAUGCACAAGAGAUUUCGCAGUUGGGCACAGCACCGCGUGCGGCAGUACUGGCUUCCCCAGCGGGUGUCUCUGCAUGCGGAUGCAGCAGAAAUGAAUCCCGCGUAUUUGAGUGCGGCUGUGCAGAAGGCUGCGACGUUGCGCAAGCACGACGCCGCUCUAUGGUUUGGCUUUGCUCGAAGGGCACAAGACGUGGCGGAUAGCUGCACACCUUACCAAUUGGGGUAUCUUUUUUACGGGUAG
Messenger RNA from Cyclospora cayetanensis, 321 nucleotides. RefSeq lists its product as uncharacterized. Lineage: Eukaryota; Apicomplexa; Conoidasida; Eucoccidiorida; Eimeriidae. The coding region runs from base 1 to 321 and encodes 106 amino acids. The transcript has 3 exons. The record is from RefSeq and is a predicted model, not a curated record.